This is a messenger RNA of Triplophysa dalaica, 1515 nucleotides long. Its product is annotated as chymotrypsin-like protease CTRL-1. NCBI's taxonomy places the organism in Eukaryota, Metazoa, Chordata, Actinopteri, Cypriniformes, Nemacheilidae. The record is from RefSeq and is a predicted model, not a curated record. The coding region runs from base 221 to 1000 and encodes 259 amino acids. The transcript has 9 exons. Gene Ontology annotation, molecular function: serine-type endopeptidase activity. Gene Ontology annotation, biological process: proteolysis.
CGUGAACUGCAGUGACAUGUCUGCAGAAAAUGAUAAACAUCAACAGAAGGAAAAAAUGCAUGGGGGAAUGCAUGGAUGGGCAGAAAGAGGGGUCUUUUCCCCCACAAUUGGCAAAUACAAAGACCUCAACGGUUCUCCUUUAAGCAUAGAAGCACCUUAAAGGUGCUAUAUAAAGAUAGAGAGAAACACACAAGACACACACGAGGCACUCGUCUACAACAUGUUCUGGAUCAUCAGCUGUUUUGCUUUGGUGUCUUACACACAGGGCUGUGGAGUGCCUAAAAUUCAUCCAAUGGGGAUUCCUAGUAAAAUUAUGGGAGGAGAUGGAGUAGUUCCUGGUUCUUGGCCUUGGCAGGUCUCUCUCAAGACAUCAGCCGUCCACUUCUGUGGGGGAUCCCUGAUCAACCAGUAUUGGGUUCUUACCGCUGCCCAUUGCAAUGUUCGGGCGAGAUAUCACAUUGCUGUCCUUGGAGAGCAUGACCGUGGCUCCGAUGUUGAUCCGGUUCAGGUCAAGAGAGUUGUCCAGGUCAUCGCCCAUCCUCGCUACGAAAGAAGUACUUUCAACAAUGACAUAGCACUGCUGAGAUUGUCCUCUGCAGUUCAGUUGACGUCCUAUAUCACUCCGGUAUGUCUGGUUUCUUCCUCCGUCAGCGUUCUUUCUCAGACCUAUUGUGUCACAACUGGCUGGGGCAGAACUGAAUACAAUCCAAGUCCUCCAAUCCUACAGCAAACCACUUUGCCCAUAGUGAGUACAACUCAGUGCAAACAGCACUUUGGAGAGAGCAAAAUUACAAAUUCCAUGAUUUGUGCUGGAGGCUCUGGAUCAUCGUCUUGCAUGGGUGAUUCUGGUGGUCCUCUGGUAUGUGAGAGUGCAGGUGUUUGGUAUCAGGUUGGCAUUGUGUCCUGGGGUGGUGAAGACUGUAAUGUUGGUUCUCCAGCGGUCUACACACGCAUCUCUUACCUUCGGAAAUGGAUCGACUUGGUUGUCACGUCUAAUUAGACCCCAAACCUGAUUUAUAUCCCUCCAAACAAAAAAUGUGUCAUCACUGUUGUUCGAAGAGGCCGGCCUUAGAUAAUUCACCCUUGUUUUGAAUUUUAUAUGUGUGUCUAAAGGUAGUGGAUAAAGUUAAACCACUGAUGUGUCUUGGCAUGUAUUAUGUGUUUUUCGACCUGUUCUUAAAGAAGUUUUAUUGUAUUAAAAUGUUGCAAAUUUUAUUUAUUUGUAGGCUUGGUUUUCUCCCUUAGUUUACUGUCGCCAUCUUUAAGAAUCGGCUGAAAACACAUCUCUUCCGUCUGCACCUGACUGAUCAUUUCUGAUUUCUAUAUCUUUUCUACAAUAUAAAAAACAGCAUGCUUAGAUGAACUAAACUUGGCUCUGUACACUGUGGUAAGCUUUGUGAGACAUGUUUUUAUUGCUCUUAUGCUUUUUGUUGUCCUAAUGUUUGACCCAAUUGCAUCCAUUGUUUACGCAACUUGUAAGUCGCUUUGGAUAAAGAUUUAAUCUUCUAUUUUUAA